GAGAGACUCAUCUGAUCACUUUUUGCCUUUUCUUCCCAGUAUAAAGGCAACCAGGGGGACCUGAUCAAGAAGGUUCCUCUUUCUUGUACAUAGAUUGAUUCCCUGAUGGUGCAACUUCUAGAGGUUCUUGUUGUGUCAGGGACUUAGCUGUUGCUUGUCCUUUCUCUUGGAUGUUAAGACAUUCAUUGGCGGUCUGCUGAUGGUCCUUCCACCAUAAAAGUCAAGAAUUCAGUUUUGGGACAGCUGAAUAAAGUUACUUUUGGUAAAGAGGCUUCUUCUAUGGCAUGAAUCCUCACUUGCUUCCAGGAUCCAAAGCUUAAAGAAGAAAAAGCCUGAGGGUCAGGACACUUAAAAGAGUAAAGAAGUGAUUUAAGUUCCUGUGAGGAACAGAAUUAUCUACUUACAUUAUACAGUGCUGUUUUAGAAAACUAGCCUCUAACCAAGAAUAAAAAUUGUUGUCAGAAUAAUAUGCGAACAGAUCAUGAAGAACUCUGUGGCACCAGUUAUGGACCUUUUUGCCUAAAUGGCGGGAUUUGUUAUAUGAUCCCUACUGUAUCCAGUCCAUUUUGCAGGUGUAUUGAGAACUAUACAGGAGCCCGUUGUGAAGAAGUUUUGCUACCUAGUCUCAAGACCCAAAUUAAAAGUGAACGGUUUGCAGCUUUCUUGGCUUCAGUGGUUGUUCUAGGAAUUCUUGUAAUUGGAGCAUUCUACUUCCUUUGCAGGAAGGCCCACAUUCGAAGGGCCAGCUCAACAGAGCGUGGUGCCAGCCUGGUUGAGACUACCAGCAGCAAUGGCUGCAACAAGAUAACAGAAUAAAGCAAAAAAACAAGAACCAUGGGAGAGCAACAUGCAAAGGAACCAUAACAUAACAAGUGCUGUGGAGGGUCUGGUAACCAGGAUGAGCAAAGAAGAAAUUAGAAACAAAUAAAUCUGCUAAUGUACUGGGAGAAGAUGGCACAUAGAUCAUAGUAAGGAAAAAGUGUUACAUUCAUCAGAGUGCCUGAUUACUUUCAAAGAAGGGAAGUCACAUUAUAGAGAAAUCAUUAGAACCAUUUUUGAAUCUUCUGAGAGCUUUCCCCUGACAAAUGUAUUGCAGACUGUCUGCAGCCAAGUAGUUCUAUCUGGGAGUUCUUUCUUUUUCCAAUGCAAAGACAGGGAGCAUGAGAAUCUUUGAGGUAUUUCACCAUGUAAAGAGUAUGAUAUCAUCUUAGAUUUUUUCACGAGAUUGUCCCCUUCUCCCAGGAAAGUCUGGAAGCAGCACAAAGAGGUCAAGGGACUCUCUCAAUCCAGUGGUUUCAAAAUAUAUCUGGGAUAUAUGUACAGAAUUUGGCUGACUUCAGACAUACUCACCAGAUGUGGAUAAAAGGGCCUCUCCCUCCACUUUCUCUCCAGCUGAUAUACGACCUACAUUUUUGUUUUAAAUAGUGAUUCAAUGGUUCCUCACACUGUUUUGAAACAUCACCUUGUUGGCCAGCCUCCUAGCUAAGAGACUUCAACUUGAAGUAAAACAGUGUUAAAAUGAAGAAAUUCAUAAUAGUUAAAGGAAAUCUAUUGGGCAGAGUAAUUACCUUGUGCUUGGUAUAUGCUCCUAACACUGGACAAAGAGCCUUUCCCAAUGCUAUUCUUCCUGUCCUGACAUUUUCUUCUGAGGAUCUCAUUGUUGAGGGAGAUUUAAAUCUCACCUCAAAUCCUACAGCUGACAGAUCAGACAGUAGAAAGGAGGAACCCAAUUCCCUUGGCUCAUAUUUGAAACAAAAUCUUUCCCAGCUCCGUCUACUGGUUUCAUGGAAGAAUGUGAAGCCAUUCGUGAGGGAUUAUUUGUUUUAUUCAUAUCCCCAUUUGCUGUUCACGCAAAAAGAUUAUAUAUCUUUGUCUGCCUGCUUAAAGGAUUUUCUGACUGCAGCAAAGAGAGGUGAGCUUACAUGGUCAGUCCCUAUUCCUGUCAUGACAACACUUAGAGAUUUGUUUGGUUGUAGGAGGCAUAGCAACUGGGACCUGAAUAAUCCAUUAUUUGAAAACCUUAUCAUACUGAAUGAUGUAAUUAGCAAAACCAAAAUUUCUUUCAAUAAUGACAAAAAUGGAAACUUGCGUACCAAUACACUAUGGAAGGUUUAUAAGGCAGUAUUGAGGGGAAAAUUAAUUGAGACAUUCUCUAGAAUUAAAGGGGGAGGAAAUACAAAAGACAAGUUUCUUCUCUCUGAAAUAAAAAAAUUAGAGAAGUUGCACAAAAAGACAGAUGCAAGGAAAAACCUGGCUAAACCUCCUUUCCUUAGAGGACAACUCUCUGUUCUGUGGCCAGAAAAAAGAGACUGUGUUGUAUAUCAGUUUAAACAAAAGUACAAUGGGAUGGGAAAUAAGGGCCAUAACAAUUCAGCAUAUAGGCUAAGACAGGAAAAAGAAAAAAAUACUAUGAUUGGUAUCAGAGAACACAGCAGUGAGACGCACUGUCAUACAAGUUCUUACCCUGGAGAAGCUGGGCUCCCAGUUAUACCUGAACAUCUGCAGAAAGAAUCCGAGGAAGUCAAAUUAGUCAUUAAAAAUAUGCUCUCAAGUAAAGCACCUGGUAUGGAAAGGGUCUCAGUUGAAUUGUGCAAAUCUUUGACUUAUCAGUUUUCCCCCAAACUUCUAAGUAAUUUUCAGGACUUCAAAACAUUAGCAGAUAUGAAUAAAUCAAUCAAUAUUGCUGUGAUUUUAAAGGCCAAAAGAUACAAGAUUGAAUGUACUUCACCUAUGCACAUCUCAUUAUCAAAUAUAGAAUUUAAAAAUUUUGCAAA
Gopherus flavomarginatus (Mexican gopher tortoise) is the source of this 2774-nucleotide messenger RNA. It is a transcript of the gene NRG4, whose product is annotated as neuregulin 4. NCBI's taxonomy places the organism in Eukaryota, Metazoa, Chordata, Testudines, Testudinidae. The transcript has 8 exons. The record is from RefSeq and is a predicted model, not a curated record. Gene Ontology annotation, biological process: nervous system development; animal organ development; intracellular signal transduction. Gene Ontology annotation, molecular function: chemorepellent activity. The coding region runs from base 469 to 816 and encodes 115 amino acids.